Messenger RNA from Astrephomene gubernaculifera, 1512 nucleotides. NCBI's taxonomy places the organism in Eukaryota, Viridiplantae, Chlorophyta, Chlorophyceae, Chlamydomonadales, Astrephomenaceae. The record is from the annotation of a GenBank genome assembly.
AGUAUAUACAGGUUUUUCAACUAUACCUUAAACUUCUUAGCUGGGGUCUAUCAAGGGGCUUUCCUUCUUGGCUGCAUUACUACGUUACCUAGCCUAUUCGACCUAAACGACUUUGCUACUUUUAUAGAGACGAAAACGGAGACACGGUGGUGGGAAGCAUGGAAAACCAAGCACCGUCACCACCUCAGGCACCUGCGCCAGCCCCAAAUCCUCCGCGUCGCCGGGUUGAAUACUACAGAGAGGACAACUUCACUGCUCUUGACCUUACGCGUACAGUUCAUCUAGGCUGGGGAGCUGUUGGAGGUGCUGGCCUCAUUCUCUUCUGUAUGGGCAUGUCCGCUGCUACCCAGGGGCGCAGCUUCAACGUGGGCUUCCGCUGGCUGCAGCGGCGAGUAGGCGCGCAGUUCGGCACCAUGUCGUACAUCAUCUCCACCAACCUGCUCUACUACCACGACGGCGACAAGUGGGUGACGCGCGACUGGUCGCAGAUCAUGCAGCGCUGGACCACCAAGCGCAGCGAGCGACUGGACGCCGCCCUGCGCAUCUAACACCCGGCAGCAGCAGCAGCAGGGGGAGGAGGAGGGAGAGGAGGAGGAGGAGAGAGAGGAGGAGGAGGGGGAGGAGGAGGAGGAGGAGGGAGAGGGGGGCACCUCCCACCCGGAUGGCCGGUCAGAGCUGUCCGGUGCGCCCGCCCCGCUGGACGGCUCCCUUGUGACCUGCUGGCGGCGUAUCCGGUGCGGGGCACACUGUUUGGAGCGACCGUGCGGCCGUGCGGCCUUCGGCGCCCUCGAAGGUUGGGUGGGGCUAAGAGCGACAUGCGAGACGGUAUAUACACUCAAGCCGGCUUGACGUGCCACCGGCCAGGGGUGUGCCGGUGUUGGCGCCCUCUCUCCGGGGUGCUCUCAGGGGGGAGGUAAGCGGCGCUGCUGGCCCCUGUGGCUGCUGGGACCCCCCGGGGUGCGGGCUGCUUGUGUCCGCAUGCGUGUGUGUGUGGGGGGGGGGGGGGGCGGUGGGGUCGAGUAGGACUGCGCAGCGUGUGCCAGGCUGCAUCGGAGGAAGAGGGCGCGUGCGAGUCCAGGGAUGUGCAGGGAGGUUGCGAUUGCAACGAAGUCGUGAACUCAACCAAGUCCAGUGCACAACUGCGAGCAAGUAGCGCGUCUUUAGACUGCACCGACUGCUGACAGGCUAACAGUGUUGUAAAAGGAGUGGGCGGUUGGCCACAUGGUGACAGAAGGCCAAUCAUGACCGUCCACCCAAGAGACAUGUCACGCUUUUGCACGUUUCUUGGUUGGGUGCGCUCGUGAGGCUGAGUAAACGGAUGUCGCAAUUGUGCUGUGGUCCGGGUAGUAGGACGCUGCGGGUGGUCGGACCACGGCGUCUACAGACGAAGUAGGGCAAGGCCACGUGCGUAUGACGCUGCGGCUGAUAGCUGUCGGGUUAACUUGGCUUUCCUUAACUGGCCCUUCUGGCGCGACCAUGGCGCAUUGACCCGAGCCCAAGAAGAGACAGGCC